This is a messenger RNA of Eremothecium cymbalariae DBVPG#7215, 1137 nucleotides long. RefSeq lists its product as uncharacterized. Bases 1 to 1137 code for a protein of 378 amino acids. The record is from RefSeq and is a predicted model, not a curated record. The transcript has a single exon. Lineage: Eukaryota; Fungi; Ascomycota; Saccharomycetes; Saccharomycetales; Saccharomycetaceae.
AUGUCAUCUAAUAAUGUCCAUGCUAGCGAAGAUGGCCCAUGUCUUCUUGAUCUAACGUUUAUGAAGAAUAAAAGUGUGUCGGAGGACCCUAGUUUCGUGGAAAUUGCGGUAAAUGGGAUUCUAGAUCAAGAUACAGUAGUGGCACAAAGGAAAAUUAAAUUCAAUGACUGUCCAAUGGGUCCCAAGCUGACGAAAAACGAGGUUCCAGCGAUUCCCAAGAAGUCUAUCCUUGUCAACCGCGAAAAUACAACCGACACACCAACAGAGCAGGAAAUCCCGAAUGAGGAAGUGCUUCUUCUACUAAGACGCUGUUUUAAUUUCUGUAAUUUAGAUACAGACGGCAUUGAAAAACGUUCUAUAGAGGAAAAUUUAGAAUCAAUUAGUUAUGGCAUCAUCUCUACGUUCAGAUUCCAUGAGUGCUGUUAUAAGUACGCUCACGAGCUAGAGACUACAUCAAAAGUGAAGGCAGAAUGCCCAAUAGUGCCCUUAGUAGAGGGUAAAUCGCCUGCAGAUGCUGAGUUGCAACAUGAAGCCGUGGUGUGGAAAAUAGAGGCUGAAGCCCUGGGUAUAAAAAACAACGUCUUGAUGGUUGAGAAUGGGAAGCUUAUCAAUGAGCUGACAUCUCUGCGACAGACAAUCAGAAACCUAAGAGAUGAAAAGGAAAACUUAAAAGCACAAGUUUACGAAAAAGAUAUUCAACUCUUCAAAUUGAAGGAUAAAAUAAAGGACAAUAAUAUUGAGACCCAGACAAAAAUUAAGCAGCUUCAGGAUACUACGGGGCGGCUCGAGAAAGUGAUAACACAAAGGACGUCCACAAUUUCUAAUUUGAAACAAGAUAGGCAUACUUUAAGAAAACAACUAGCAAAGAGCACCGAAAAUAAUAUCAAUCUAAAAGGUGCAAAUAACCGUUUAAAACAACAUGUUGAUAACCUAUUAUAUUUGUUUAAUGACUGUGAAAAUCCUGCAUCUGAAAAUAACCCUAGCCAAUUACCACAACAAUUUGAACACUUAAAGUUAACUUCUGACAUCGAAAGUGAUCAUAUUGCUACUACUAAAAAGAUCAGGCCAUUAUCAUCAAACCACUGUAGAUCCACUAGAAAUAGACACAUUAGCUCUAAAGUACCUGGAUAUAUUUGA